Messenger RNA from Hyposmocoma kahamanoa, 473 nucleotides. RefSeq names its product flexible cuticle protein 12-like. NCBI's taxonomy places the organism in Eukaryota, Metazoa, Arthropoda, Insecta, Lepidoptera, Cosmopterigidae. The transcript is spliced from 2 exons. The coding region runs from base 4 to 360 and encodes 118 amino acids. The record is from RefSeq and is a predicted model, not a curated record.
ACCAUGAAUACGUUCGUUACAUUCUGCGUUGUGAUGGCUAUCUCCUACGCCAUGGCGGUACCCAUUAGUCCUGAGCAGGCCAGACGCAAUCUUCCAGCUUUGAAGCAUGAAGAGAUCCGCGACAACUAUGGCCAGUACGCUUUUCGUUUCGUCACCGCUGAGGGUACUAUAGUAUCUGAGCGUGGUUACCUUGUACCUAAUGCUGAGGGUAGUGGCUACGUUCUCGCGGUUGAAGGCCAAACUACUUACAUCGGCGAUGACGGCAAGCCCAUUACGACCACGUACAAGGCUGGCCCGAACGGCUCUGUCAUGCAGGGAGCCCAUCUGCCCAUCUCUCCGGAAACUGUCCUAGCUCAGUGAUUCUUCAACGAUUUACAUUAAAUAUAUGAAUUGGCAUUAAAAGAUGUAUAUGUUUUUUGUUUAACAUAUUGAGUGAUCUUGAGUAUGGUAUCCUCAACUAGUACUUCCAUAUG